Paramecium octaurelia is the source of this 1740-nucleotide messenger RNA. The record is from the annotation of a GenBank genome assembly. Lineage: Eukaryota; Ciliophora; Oligohymenophorea; Peniculida; Parameciidae.
AUGAAUAAAUUAGAAAUAUUAAAUAGUCCUAGAUUAACUAGUUAGACAGAACAUGUCAAAAGGUCAUUCUAUAGUAAAAACGAGAAGAAUUAGGAGUCUUCAUGGUAUCAUCCAAGAACUUAAAAAAAUGAUGGUACAUGUAGUCCAUCUAAUCUAUAAAAUGAGAGUAUGUUGGAAUAAAUUAGAAGAUUGAAGGACAAGAUUAAAUUGCAAUAGAAAGAAAUCGAAAGAUUGUCAUGCAUUAACGAAUAUUUAAUAUAAGCAAAUCAAGCCAAACUCAAUAUUUUAUAAUCAGAAAGAUAGUUUCAUUCUAAAAAAGUUACAAUUAAAUUAGGCCAUAAUAAGACACUGAGUGAAAGGAAGAAUUAUCUCAGUAAAUUCCUAGAGGAUACAUCCUAACAGAGUCCCAGUGUCAAAAGAAGAAUCUAUAGGAAUCCGACAUUGGCACGUCUGCAUUUAGAGUAGGAGAGUGAAUAAUAGAAGAACGAAAAGCAGACUUAAAAGGCAUCCACUUUUUAUGAUACUUUGCAAUAAGAAGAUUGCUUUAGAACCAAUGCAAUACUAAAUAUCCAAUUGUCCGAUGAAGAUGCUCUCUAAUAAUAUAAAUAAGAUGGAACUGUAUCCUUAAUGAGAGAAUUAUUAGAUAACGAAGACUCAUUUGGUGAUAUCAUCUAAAAUAUGUCUGCUUAGAAGUUGUCAUUUCUUUAUGAUAAAUUUAAACGAAUAAUGUCUGAUCAUCAUCAAUUGUUCAUCCUAGUAUUGAGAUUAAAGAAAAUUGUUAUGGGAGCUCUCUAAAUGAACUCAUCGAUCUUAUUGGAUGAUGCUUUGUAAACCAUAAUAAAUAAGUGUGUGGACUGUUUGGAAUGUGAUAGAGCAUCAUGUUUUAUAGUUGAUGAAAGCAAAAAGGAAUUGUGGACUAAAGUGGCCAAAGGAACAUCGACCACUAUUCGUUUAUAAGUAGGUCAAGGAAUUGCUGGAUUUGUGGCACAAUCAAAAAGUAUCUUGAACAUAGAAGAUGCUUAUAGAGAUUAGAGAUUCAAUUCAUAAUAGGAUAUCAAAAAUAAUUAUAAGACCAAAACCUUAUUGGUAUGUCCAAUCAUGGAAAAUGACAAAUGUGUUGGAGUACUACAAUGUGUUAACAAAUAAAGUGGAUAUUUCACAAAGGAUGAUGAAGCAUUGUUACAAAUAAUGUGUGAAUUUUCAAGGUCUGUUCUCAAAAAUGCCAUGAAUCACGAUGCUCAAAUGUUAAUUCAAAAUAAAUUGAGACAUCUCAUUAAAACUGGUGUAUUGCUGCAAUCCAAAUAGAAUGAAAUUCACACAUUGAUUCAAUAAGCUGAAGAGAGAUUGAGAUCACUCAUGAAUGUAGAUUUUGGCAAAAUAGUUUACAAUGAUAUGCAAACCAAGAAAGUCACCCACAUCAAUAAGGAAGGCAAAUUGGAUGAAUGUGAUAACACACUUGGGAUUAUGGGUAAUUGCAUUCACAGUCAAUCCAUUAUAGCCAUCAGUAAUUGCUACAUCAACCCUCUUUUCAAUCCUAAUAUUGACAUCGAAACAAACAUGCCAAUCAUUUGUAUGCCUCUGAAAAAUAGCAAUCAGAUCAUUGGAGCACUCUAGGUUGUCAAUGUUAAAGGCAUUGGAGGUAGUGAUUCCAAAGUUAAUUCUAUAGACCUAGAAAUGUUAGAAUUAUUUUGUCUAUAAACUACUUAAUGCUUAAUCUAAAUGAAAAGCAAUAAAAAUUGA